Molecule: messenger RNA, 2787 nt
Organism: Penicillium odoratum
Lineage: Eukaryota; Fungi; Ascomycota; Eurotiomycetes; Eurotiales; Aspergillaceae
Exons: 3
Coding region: 1-2787 (928 amino acids)
Source: RefSeq, a predicted model, not a curated record
AUGCCUAUCAAGCUGCCUAAGAGCUUCGCUCGGCGAAAGUCAUCUGGCAACGUUUUGGAGGAUGUGGAGACACCAUCCUUUCGGGUCUUUGAGCGCCCGAGCCCUCAACGAUCUUUGACCGAUGGUGCUGCGCUGACCAAACGGAUGAGCGAGGGCAAUGCGAUGCCCUCGGAGGAUGACAACAUGUUCGCGGGGACGGAGCAGCCCCUGGGCAAAAAUCGGACCAGUGGUACGACAAACUAUGAAAGCUCAACCUCCACCCGACUCAGCUCCUCGUCUACUCAGCCUUCCUCCACAGAGAUUGCCUCCCCGGACGAUGCCUCCCCUCAUUCCCGAAUCCAGGACAUUCCCGUACCACCUCCGGUCGCUGCGGGACUACGUGCUGCUGCAGGACGGACGUUCUCGUUUGGUGGACGGUUCAAGCCAUCUGCCCCGGCUCCCCCACGGCAUGCUACACCGGAUCAAUCUAAUAGACAGCGAGCCGUGAGCGGUACCACGGAUGAAACUGCCACCCCGCCAAAGCUGUCCGACGAUGACUUGAACCUGGGAGGUGAUGACUUUGGAAAGAUGUUUGAUCAUUUAGGAAAGCGAGAAAGUUUUAUGCGAGAUCCUUCCCCUCAGCGGGCCAACCAGUUAUCCUCAACCCCCCCAACGCAAGCUCUACCAGAAUUCUACAAUACAGGUCGUGCUGCACGGCCUCCGCCAAUUGAUACAGAUCGAUCAGCACCCGUUGAACCUUCCCCUCACUCAUGGAACAGCCGUCACUCAGAGGAGGGAUUGCUCAAUGAUCCCUAUUCCCCCGUUAUCUCUACUCCUGAGACAGUGACUGGGUUCCGUCGACAAUCCCCUGCUCCUAACCAAACGGUCGGUGCUACCACCUCUCACCGGUCUCUAGACCGGCCUAAUAGACAGUCGGACAUGGGGUUGCGAAGAAGUAUAAUUCACUAUGGGGACCGAGACUCCACUGCCAUCAACGACGAGGACGCAACGAUGGUUAGAAACUCCCUUAUGUGGAGUAAAGAUACCAGUCCUCCGCCGGUACGAAGCGGAGGCUUGUCCCCAUCUAAUAGCACCCCGCUUCUCAAGAGUUCGGGGGCCAGCCCUACCUUAACCCGAGCCUCGGAUCCAAUGUCCUCGAUUUCCUCAAACGAGCACAUUGAUCCAUCCCUUGCACAUAGUGCACGACUUGCGGUCCAAUUCGCGGAGAAUCAGCCUAGGACGGUGUCUCCAGGCAACAAGGUGAUGACUCCGUCCCAAUUCGAGCAUUACCGCCAGCAGCAGGAACUUCGACGUUCGAACAGCGAUGCGUCUGAUAGUGAUAAUGACUCGGAACAGGAUGAGUUUGACGAACAAGACGAGGCGGAAAAGCAGCGUGAGGCGGAAAAGCAACGGCGGAAGCAAGAGGCACAUUUGUCCGUGUAUCGUCAGCAGAUGAUGAAAGUGACGGGCCAACAAGCCCCGUCGCCAUCACUUCGUCCGGUCAUGAGCGGCGCCAGCAGUAGCACCCCCAAUCUUCCCAUCUACCUGGCUAGCUCAGGUGACAAGUCUUCGAGCGGUAAAAGCCACGAAGGCGAUGAUGACGAAGUUCCGUUGGGAAUUCUUGCAGCUCAUGGAUUCCCCAAUCGUAACCGGCCGCCUACCCGCCUAGCCAACGUCAGCUCUAACCCGAAUCUUCGGGCGUCUAUGAAUCCGUAUGCAUCGUCUUCCAGCUCUCUCGCGGGUGUCGAGCAGAAUCGGGGUAGCUUGCCCGUUUUCGCCAGGAACCUCCCACGAGAUCCCUAUUUCGGUGCUAGUCUGGUCAAUUCGAGCAACAGAGAGUCUCUGGCUAUGGGUGGUGGUUCAGUACACGGCGGUCCUGCAUCGCCCAUGCCUCAUGGAGGUCUUGUUGGAGUGAUUGCGCAAGAGGAACAGGCGCGGGCCAUGAGAAGAGGCAGCCCGAAUACUCAAGCUAUGUAUGAUAUGGGAAGCGUACCUCGGCCAUAUUCUAUGAUGCCACCAUCUCAGAUGACUGCAUCAGAGCAGGCUCAGGUUCAACUAUCAGCCCAGAUGUCCAACAUGAUGCAGAUGCAGAUGGAGUGGAUGCAGCAGAUGAUGCAUAUGCAGGGCAUCCAGGGCCCUCCCCCGCCAAUGAUGCAAGGCGGUAUGCAAACACCACCUAUGAUGGGCGGACCUAUGCCAACACCACCGAUGAUGAGUGGACCUAUGCCAGGAGCCCCCAUGGGCCCUCCUUCGGUUUCUGGCCACUCCAAUAUGCGACCAGUCUCCAUGCCUGGGCUGAUUCCCCCAACUCCCACUAACUACGACCAGCGCACUUUGAGCAUGAUUGAUCCAAACAUUGCCAUGCGCCGAACUGGCUCACCAAUGCCUAAUCUGUCUGGCGGUUUCCAGCAAAACUCGCCCGGAUAUGCUCCGUCUAUCGCUCCCUCUGAGCGCAGCAACGCAGGCCUAUCAUCUCGAUACCGCCCCGUCUCCGCCCUUCCGGGCGAUCUCACUCACCACGCCUCACCACUAAACAAGUCCUGGAAUGAUGAGAAUCGUAAUUCGAACUUGCCUCUCUCCCAGUCUACGGGCAGUAUUCCGAAGUCGAUUGCUACGGUCACUGUCCGCCCUGUCUCACAAGCUAGUCAAGCUGGUCCCGGUAUUCGCAAGGUACAGAAUACCUCGGACGAAGAAGAUGACGAAGAAGCUUGGGCCGAUAUGGUGAAAAAGCGAGAAAAGAAGAAGAGUAACUGGAAGUUGAAGCGCGGAACCUCCUCAUUCGGAGAUCUGCUGAGCGUCGUGCAUUAA